Messenger RNA from Helianthus annuus (common sunflower), 894 nucleotides. Its product is annotated as B3 domain-containing protein Os06g0194400-like. NCBI's taxonomy places the organism in Eukaryota, Viridiplantae, Streptophyta, Magnoliopsida, Asterales, Asteraceae. The transcript has 6 exons. Gene Ontology annotation, molecular function: DNA binding. Bases 1 to 894 code for a protein of 297 amino acids. The record is from RefSeq and is a predicted model, not a curated record.
AUGGUGGUCGGCUAUGAAGAACUCCGUAAGAGAAGGAUGGAGGAGAACAAGAGAAGGAUGGAAGAGCUUCAUCUUCAUCAGCUCACUCAAGCUCUUAAACCCACCAAACCCCCUCCGAUGAAGCCUACACAGCCCCCCAAAAUUGGGGCAGAAAUGGCGGAGAUCAGAAGGUCAAACCGCGUUGCAAACUUACCUGCCCGUGUGUACAAGCCUGCCCGUGUUUACAAACAAAUUGUAGCCCGAGGUUCUUCAAGCAAGUCUUCAAGAUCACCUGCCAUGACUAAAGCUGUGGAGGUCCGGUUAAGCCUAGGAACGGAGCAUCCAAGCUUUAUAAAGAUGCUGAAAGGACGACAGGCAUGUUCGAAUGCGAUGGCUUUUCCACCGUGGUUUGGGAAGUUAUGUUUACCGAAAGCUAAUUCUGAAAUGAUGAUUGAAGAUGAAAACGGGGAGAUUCAUCAUGUCAAAUACCUUGCUAAGAUUUGCAGGCUUAGGGCAGGAUGGAACAAGUUUAAAUUUGGGCAUAACUUGCUUGCUGGAGAUGUUUUGGUUUAUAUAGUUAGGGCGAAUGAUCUGAAGAAAGCAGAUGAUCUUAUUACGCGUUUAAAUUUGGAGGCGCGGAAUAAACAAAUGACUUCAGAAACCAAUACGCGAUCUCCUACACGAAAGAAAACCAAGCGUGCAAAGCCACUCUCAUCAUCACAGAUCAUUAGCCAAAUCAUCGAACAAUUGGGAAACAAUAGUGAAGCGUUUAGUUCAGAAGUUCUAGGAGGUUUCAGACCCUUUAAACCGGACCUUCCAUCUCAAGAACUCGAUGUCUACAAAGGAGUGUACGUUGACUCCGAGCUUUCAGAUGAUGUCGGAAUGAUUGGUGAAACUGUGAAUAUUUGCAAAUGA